AUGAAUGAAUGCUUUGAUCCUGCAAAUUAUAGUCCAGCACCGGUUCCGUACGAUGUACUAUCCGCAACAAAGCAAUCAUCUAAAAAAAAGAACAAAGCUAAGAAGUCUACUACAGGGAGUUCGCCGUAUUCAAAUAAGAGUAAAUCAUUAAAUGCAACAAAAAAGGGAGUAAAAACUUCACAUGAACGAUGGGUUGAAGCUGUUCGUUCAAGAACUGCUGCACUUACGCCUCAAAGUAGCAUGGGACUAGCUCCUGGGAUCAAGAAUCCAGCACAAAAGAGCAUGAGUCAAUAUUUACAGACACUACUAAAGGGAGGUGACCCUGAAGUUGAAAUACAGAAGCCAAAGCGAAAUGCUAAAACUCGAAAUUCUGUAAAUGGGUUUUCUUAUAAGCCUCAAGAAGAUAUGCACGAUGAGAUUAUAGAACAAAAAAAGAUUGUUGCUAAUCUAAGAAAAGAGAUUGAUAAUCAACGCGCAGCGAUCAGAAAAUUAGAACUAGAAACAAAUAGAAAGGAUAAACGAAUAGAGCAACUAAUACAAACAGGAGAGGAGGAACGUACGAGAACCUUUGGCGAUAAAAAACUUGAAGCAAGCUCGAUGGUAAGCACUUUGAAGCAAAGAAUCAAUUCUUUAGAAAAGGCUAAUCGAGAAAAAGAAAAGGAGAUUAGUAAAUUAAAGGACAACAUAAAAAAUACACAAAUAAAGGAAAUUGAAAUUCACAUGGAUUCCUAUUAUCAAGAGAUUCUUAGGUUACAAACUUUAUUGAAGGCGAAAUCAGAUUCUAUUGUACCCAAAAAAUUGAUUACGGGGCACGAUGAAGAUAAAGCAAAAUUAAAAUCAUUAAGCGAAACGGUAUCUAAAUUGAAAGAAACAAACGAAAAAUUGACAGAAGAAAAUGAAACUUUGACAACCGAAAUAGAUAAACUGAAAUCAGAAGUAAAAACUACUACUACUGCUAAGAAAACUUCCAAGUCAGCUAAGGCUCAAGAAGAGAUAGAUGAAGAUGCCUUGGAACAGUUAUCCAAGAAGGAAAUUAUUAGGAAAUUUUCCCUAUUAAGCAAGAAAUUACAUGUAGCCGAUGAUGAUUUAAAAAUGCUCGGUGGCAUGACUAUCGAAGACGAGAACAGCAAUGAUUCUAAACCAACUCCAUUGCAAGGAUCACUGGCUGAUCGUGUCAGACAACUUCAAGCUCGAGAAAUUGAAUUGUUAGACGAUCGCAAAAAAUUAAGAGCGGUAGUCAAAAAGCUGAAGGAGGACAGAACUCAUUACAGAAAUUUAAGCGACACACUACAGAAAAAAUUAGAUGAUGGUGGUAGUAAGGGCAGCUUAAAAUCAGUAGGAAAUCGUCAGCAGAGUGAAAGCUCUGAAAGGAAUAAGGGGAAUGAUACUAAUGAAGAUGAUAAAGCGACUAAAAGAAAAGAGGCUACGAGUUUAGCUAAGCAACUAAGCAAUAUCCGAGAGCAAGAUGCUAAGUUAGACCCAGAAGAGUGGUGCAUCUUAAUUCAAUCAGCAAUAAGGGGACAUAUGAAUCGCAAGCAGUUUCUGGAUGAUCCUAAUGCUUAUAUUAGGAAAUCAGUUCCAUCCGAUGAUGAGGUUACAACCUAUAGUACCAAGUCAAAAUUUAAACUAGGAAGAUCGUCUAGCACAAGCAGUCAGGAUGGAGGUUCAUUUCGAAAGCAGUCCCUUUUUAGUAGCUCAAGAGAUCAGCAAGAACGAUACAAACGCUCCGCAAAGCAAGACAUAGAUUCUGAUGAAAAUGCUGGCAGUGCAUGGAGAAGUCGAUCAAUGGAUCAUGACAACAGAAAAACAUCAAGGUACGCAAAUGAUAAGUCUGACGAUGAGGAUGAUAAUGAUUACAGCUAUCGCUCUCGUUCAAGUGCAACUUCGAGAGGUAAAAGAAAUUCCAGAGUAGAUCAAAAUUCCGAAGAUUCUGAAUCUUCAGAUGAUGCUGUACAAACUUCGAAAGGAAGAAAUACUUCUUCAUCUUACAAAGAUCAGAAAAAGCCUAAAGCCACAUGGGGCUCAAGCCGACUAUCUUCAGAUGAUGAUGAUAGACAUCAUUCUAGCAAGCAAGGGAAAAAGGGAAAGAAAGGAGCAAUGAAACAUAGUUUGAGUGGACGCUAUGAUGUUAGUGCAUGGGCUGUCGAUGGUGAUGACCUCUAUGGUAAUAAUAAUAAUAAUCGAUAUGGACAUUCGAAAAGAAACGACAGAUUGUCGAAAGGGGAUGAAUUAUGGUAG
This is a messenger RNA of Trichoplax adhaerens, 2238 nucleotides long. RefSeq lists its product as uncharacterized. Gene Ontology annotation, molecular function: protein binding. The coding region runs from base 1 to 2238 and encodes 745 amino acids. The record is from RefSeq and is a predicted model, not a curated record. Lineage: Eukaryota; Metazoa; Placozoa; Uniplacotomia; Trichoplacea; Trichoplacidae. The transcript is spliced from 26 exons.